Peronospora matthiolae is the source of this 657-nucleotide messenger RNA. Lineage: Eukaryota; Oomycota; Peronosporomycetes; Peronosporales; Peronosporaceae. The record is from the annotation of a GenBank genome assembly.
AUGCCACCCGAUCGUGACCAAAAGUCGGCAAAGAAGAACAAGGUUGGUGACGUGUCUACCCGACGCCGAUACCCGAUCGUCCACAACGUUCUCAAGGAGUCCACACUUGGACUGCCAAGUGACGCUGUUGGACACCAGUUCGUGUCGAUCAAUAACUGGCGCACCUUCGGGUUGAAAGCAGAAGAACUGCGAACGCUCCUCGGGGCUGCAUCGAAACCCGCUGUGCUUCGCUUCCGUAGACCAGACGCCAGGCUUGGUUUCCAGCCAACAGCUCUACCGACUUCUUUGUACACGACCGCUACUGACGAUGGAUCCAUGGACUGCACAGAAGCGACACUUGGGUCGGCGUACAGCAUCCUCUGGAGCGAAGGGAAGCUUGGCAUCGUUUUCGGCUGCUACGAAGAGGCGGCGAGCCACAACCCGCUCGUGGUCUACGUGAAAAGUAUCGGGCCAGGACAAGCGCAGAAGUCCAAACUCGUCCGCGUCGGCGACAUUCUCCACAGCAUCGACGGUCGAGACCUCCCACCGACGCACAACUUCAAAAAGGCGAUGCGUGCGCUGAUCACCUCCAGCUCCUCACGGCCUGUCACGCUCGGAUUUCGCCGGAUGCCAUGGAGUGCCAGAUCGACUGGAAGGAGCGUCUUUGAAGAGCCGUGA